This is a messenger RNA of Mangifera indica (mango), 1168 nucleotides long. Its product is annotated as probable pectinesterase/pectinesterase inhibitor 6. Bases 1 to 1068 code for a protein of 355 amino acids. NCBI's taxonomy places the organism in Eukaryota, Viridiplantae, Streptophyta, Magnoliopsida, Sapindales, Anacardiaceae. The record is from RefSeq and is a predicted model, not a curated record. Gene Ontology annotation, biological process: cell wall modification. Gene Ontology annotation, molecular function: pectinesterase activity; pectinesterase inhibitor activity. The transcript has 2 exons.
AUGGAUACAAUUUUCUUCUCCAUUUUCAAUUUUUUUCUCCUGAUUUCUUCUUGCAAUAUUGUACUAGCAGAUGAAUUCCCGUCGUGGGUUUCAGCCGCCAAUAGUCACCUUCUUCAAUUGACGCCACUAAAAGCUGACAUUGUGGUUGCACAAGACGGGUCCGGAAAUUAUAGAACCAUUUCUGAAGCUGUGGUUGCUGCAGCCAAGAAAACUUACGCGAAAAGAUUGGUCAUUUAUGUUAAACAAGGAAUUUAUAAGGAAAAUGUGGAGAUUGAAAUAUCAAAUUUAACAUUGAUUGGAGAUGGAAUUGAUGCUACUAUUAUUACGGGUAACAAGAGUGCUCGAGAUGGUUUCAGGACUUUUGACACGGCAACUUUUGGUGUCUCCGGAUAUGGAUUCGUAGCUCAAGGCAUGACAUUCGAGAACUCAGCGGGACCCGAGAAUAAUCAAUCAGUGGCUCUCCGAUCAAGUUCUGAAAGAUCGGUCUUCUACAACUGUAGCUUCAAAGGCUACCAAGACACAUUAUAUGUCUACAGGAAAGUUCAAUUCUACCGCAACUGUGACAUUUAUGGAACUGUAGACUUUAUCUUUGGUUACGCUGCAGUGGUGUUUCAAAAUUGUAACAUUUACGUUCGGAAGCCAUUGAAUUACCAGAAAAACACCAUCACAGCUCAUGGAAGAGACGACUUGAAUGAAAAGACCGGAAUAAUUAUCCACAACUCUCUUAUCACAGCCGCUCCUGACAUGGUAGGCGUAACGUCAAUCGAAAGCUAUUCGGGACGGCCGUGGAAAAAGUAUUCGAGAACUGUGUUUAUGAAAUGUACAAUCGAUGAAUUAAUACAUCCGGCUGGUUGGUUGCCAUGGAAUGGUAGUUUCGCCCUGAACACUUUGUAUUAUGGAGAAUAUUUAAAUACGGGAAGUGGGGCGAAUACAAGCGCGAGAGUAAAAUGGUCAGGAUAUCAUGUAAUUCGAAACUCAACGGAGGCUUCGAAGUUUACAGUAGAUAAUUUUUUAGAUGGGAAUUUGUGGAUUCCGGCCACUGGAGUGCCGUUUGAGGGGGGGUUGUGAAUAAAAAAAUAUUAGAAAGGCAAAUUUAUAGCUAGUAUACAUGUGUUCAAUUAUAUAUAUUAUUACAUCAUUUGAUUGUAAAAAGUAAUUGCUAGAAAAA